Messenger RNA from Endocarpon pusillum Z07020, 1695 nucleotides. RefSeq lists its product as uncharacterized. Gene Ontology annotation, molecular function: transmembrane transporter activity. The record is from RefSeq and is a predicted model, not a curated record. Lineage: Eukaryota; Fungi; Ascomycota; Eurotiomycetes; Verrucariales; Verrucariaceae. The transcript is spliced from 10 exons. The coding region runs from base 1 to 1695 and encodes 564 amino acids. Gene Ontology annotation, biological process: transmembrane transport.
AUGGUUGAUCCUCAGAGAGCCUCUGAUGAGCCCGCUGCCAAUAUAGAGCAAAUGCAACAAGCCUCCCACGAAGUUGAGGGAGAAGCUCAGCAACGAGGAGGUCCGUUCAAUGAGCAAACCAAGUAUAUGCCUCCAUUGCGUGUCAUCACAGUUUUUCUUGCAUGCGCAAGCGUCGACCUGGUUGCCCUGAUAGAUCAAACAACUCUUGCCGUCAGCUUGCCAAUGAUUAGCGCGAAUCUUCAAGCAGGAAGCCUUACGUCGUGGAUAGCAAAUGGUUAUUUCGUGACAUCUACCUCUUUCCAGCUCGUUUACGGCCGGCUCAGCGACAUAUGGUCGAGGAAGCUAAUUCUUCUUGUUGGACUUCUCAUCUUCUUCCUUGGCUCUCUGGCUAGCUCCCUGUCCCAGACUCCACUCCAGCUUGUUGUCUUCCGUGCCAUUACGGGAAUCGGAGGCGGUGGUCUGAUGACUAUUGCGCAAGUCAUUGUGAGCGAUGUUGUAACACUGCGAGAGCGAGGAAAGUACCAGGGCAUCUUGGGUGCGGUAGUUGCACUAUCAAACGGAGUUGGCCCGGUUAUUGGAGGUGUAAUUGCGUCUCAAGGUGCAGAGAGCUGGCGAUGGAUUUUCCGUCUCAGCUUAUUCCUGACCGUGUUCACUACUGGCUGCGUGGUGUUCUUCAUGCCUUUGAGGAAAGUCGAAGGGUCGUGGCAGAAGAAACUGAAAGCGGUUGAUUUUCUCGGCGCUCUACUGACACUGCUGGCCUCCGCGCUCGUCGUUUUGGGACUCUCCUGGGCGGGGGUCGAGUAUGCUUGGAGUUCGGUGCAGGUACUGGCAACACUUUCCGUUGGAGCUUUUCUAGCUGUGUCUUUCAUACUGUGGGAAUGGAAAGGUCACCCUUACCCCCUUAUGCCUCUCAAUAUAUUCAAGGAACGUAUGGUCAACGGCGCCUGCUUGACCAUGUUUGUCAAUGGGUGGAACUUUGUCGUGCAAAUCUACUACAUCCCUAUCUUUUACCAGUUCGUGUACGGAUACGGCCCAGUCAAGGCUGGAACGCUACUUCUGCCUCUUGUCUUGAUGCAAACCUUGAGCAGCACUCUCUCCGGCCUUGUUGUCUCGUGGCUGGGGAGGUAUAGAGAGGUUAUCCUUGCGGGUUGGGCCGUGUGGGCCGUAGGUCUUGGACUAUUUUCUACGCUUGAUGAGCAUUCGGGUUUGGGUAAGCAGGUCGGCUAUGGGCUUCUUACGGGCCUGGGGGUUGGGCAGACACUGCAACCUAGCCUCGUUGCCAUUCAAGCAGGAGUAAGCAGGAAAGAAAGGGCGGUUGUGACAGCCACACGAAACUUUGUCAGAAAUCUCGGUGCUUCAUUUGGACUUGCUGCCGCUGGUACUGUACUCAACAAUUGUGUUCGUGCCAGUCUCAUGAAGGCUGGCACCGGUCUCUCGACAGCCGAAAUCGCCGUCAUGAUUUACUCGCCAUCCCAUUUGAUCUCGGGCCAAGAGACUGGAAGCGCAACCAGUGAACUAUUCUUGAGAGGCUAUCUCCGUGGAUUUAGAUUUGUCUUCUUGAUUGGCGCUGGCUUGGCUGUUCUAGCUUUCUGUGUAGCAUUUUUCCUCAUGCCUGAGUUAGGCCUGAAGAGAGAUGAUGAUCAGCGUUUAAAGAGGGAGGGUAAGAACAAAACACUUCGCAAGCCCGAAGGCUAG